Messenger RNA from Morchella sextelata, 927 nucleotides. RefSeq lists its product as uncharacterized. Bases 1 to 927 code for a protein of 308 amino acids. Gene Ontology annotation, cellular component: peroxisomal membrane; peroxisome. Lineage: Eukaryota; Fungi; Ascomycota; Pezizomycetes; Pezizales; Morchellaceae. The transcript has 4 exons. Gene Ontology annotation, biological process: protein import into peroxisome membrane. The record is from RefSeq and is a predicted model, not a curated record.
AUGGAGCCUCAAAAGUCAGCCGGAGCGUCUUCUGAGAAGCUGGAACGAAGUAUUGAAAAAAAGCCUGAAAUAGUCCCUCCGACUCCUACCGUGGAGGAAGAAGAUUCUGAUGAUGACGAUGAAUUGGAUGAUUUUCUCGACGAUUUUGAAACCCCUUCUAUCCCAGCGAUCCAGACGAGAGCGGUUAAAGCUGAAGGCCAAGGCGUACCCCAGACUGAUAGUGAACAAUCAUCAUCCCUUGACGAUGAUUUUGCUCGCCAGUUACAGCUCGGAAUGCAAGACUUGCUGGGCGAAAUACAGGAUUCAAAAGAGCUACAAGACCAAUUUGAACACCUUGUAAAAGAGCUUAGCGACGCCGCUACGGGGGGUAAAGCUACAACUUCAUCAUCUUCCGCUCCAAAGCCAUUAAAAGCACCUGCAAACUUUCAAGAUCGCAUUAAACAGACAAUGGAGAGAAUGAAAUCUUCGGAAGCUGAAGUUGAUGCUGCAGUAGCCGAUUCUGAAGGAGACGAUUUCCUCGCAGAGAUGUUAAAACAGAUGCAAGGUGCCGGUGGGGAUGGGGAAAGCGAUGAGGACUUUUCAAAAAUGUUGUUGACUAUGAUGGAGCAGUUGACCAGCAAGGAGAUUCUCUAUGAACCUAUGCGAGAGUUGGCCGACAAGUACCCAGAGUGGCUACGAAAGAAUGAAGGGAAGGAGCCGAGUGAAGAUAUCGAGCGAUACAGAGAUCAGUAUCUAGUUGUUAAGGAGAUUGUUGCCAAAUUUGAGGAACCGGCAUAUCGUGAUGAAAAUGAUAAAGAUAGAGACUAUAUUAUCGACCGGAUGCAGAAGAUGCAAGCUGCGGGAGCGCCACCCACGGAGCUGAUGGGGGAAAUGGGUCAAGGUCUUGAUCUUCCCUCAGAUAUGGAUUCGAAUUGCACUAUUUCAUGA